GUCAAAAGACUUGGUAGAAACAAACAUUGUUCUCAAUCUUGCCUAGCUCAGCUCAGCUCCUCCCAGCCCAUCUCAAAUGUCUACCCAAUGGAACCUCCCAUCUGGUCUGAUGCCUGACGAUGCUAGCCCAGACUGGUUGAGCAAAGCCGACAAUGCAUGGCAGCUCACGGCAGCAACUCUAGUGGGCCUCCAGAGUGUACCGGGCUUGGUAAUACUUUAUGGAAGUAUAGUGAAAAAGAAAUGGGCUGUCAACUCAGCAUUCAUGGCCCUGUAUGCCUUCGCGGCGGUGCUGGUGUGUUGGGUUGGCUGGGGAUACCGGAUGGCAUUUGGGCACGAUAUGUUACCUUUUCUUGGGAGGCCGGAUGUUGCAAUGGACCAAAAAUAUCUAUUAGGCAUCGCCUUUCUGGGGAAAUUUCCAAAUGCAACAAUGAUAUAUUUUCAGUUUGUAUUUGCUGCUAUAACACUGAUUUUGGUGGCGGGGGCAUUGCUUGGGAGGAUGAAUUUUCAUGCAUGGAUGCUGUUUGUACCCCUUUGGCUCACCUUUUCUUACACAAUUACUGCUUAUAGUAUUUGGUGCCCAACUGGUUGGUUGGCUAAGAUGGGAAUUAUAGAUUACUCUGGAGGAUAUGUUAUUCAUCUUUCAUCGGGUGUUGCUGGUUUCACUGCAGCUUAUUGGGUAGGGCCAAGGGCAAACAAGGACAGAGAAAGGUUUCCGCCAAACAACAUCCUUCUAAUGUUGGCAGGUGCAGGACUACUUUGGAUGGGUUGGACUGGUUUCAACGGUGGAGAUCCUUAUAGUGUGAGUGUAGAUGCAUCUCUAGCUGUCCUUAACACCCAUGUGUGCACUGCUACUAGCUUGCUCACUUGGCUCCUUCUUGAUAUUAUUUUCUUUGGGAAACCCUCCAUCAUUGGAGCCACACAAGGCAUGAUUACUGGCCUUGUUUGUAUCACCCCUGCUGCAGGAGUUGUGCAAGGUUGGGCAGCCAUACUAAUGGGACUGAUGUCUGGUAGCAUACCAUGGUACUCUAUGAUGGUACUGCACAAGAAGAUAUGGCUUUUAAAGCAAGUAGAUGAUACGAUGGCAGUAUUCCACACCCAUGCAGUUGCUGGAAGCUUAGGAGGAAUCCUCACAGGAUUUUUUGCAGAGCCAAAGCUAAAUCGCAUUUUCUACUUGGUAGAUGGUUGGGAGCAUUACAUAGGACUUGCCUAUGGCCUGCAGACAGGUAGAACAACAGCAGGAUUCAAGCAGAUGGGAAUUCAAUUGCUAGGAAUAUUGUUUGUGAUUCUAACAAACAUAUUCACAACUAGCGUAAUAUGUUUCUUGAUAAAGUUGGUAAUUCCUUUAAGACUUGCUGAUGACGAAUUGCAAAUUGGAGAUGAUGCUAUACAUGGCGAAGAAGCCUAUGCAUUGUGGGGAGAUGGGGAGAAGUACGAGUCAAAGCAUAAUUCUGUUUUUGAAGAUUACCCUCAAGCUGUUCCUAAAGGUGGUGGUGGUGGUCAGGUUGAAAUGGCUUGAUAUGAUUUGGUUAUCAACUUUACAUAAAUUUGCAAGAUGAUCAUGGUAGGGUCUCAAGGCUGGAUACAUAUGGCUUCAACUUUGAAAGUGCAUUUCAAAAAGACUUUGAAAAGUGUUACCUUUUGAUUUGCUAUAUUUCUAUAUUUUUCCCAUUUUUCUUUUUCUUGUUUUCCUUUCUUUGAUCACUUAAAAUUGGAAUUAUAAUUUGGUAACUCCAUUGAUGAAUAUAAUUUCAUGUACUGUCAUUAUCAACUGUAAUAAGACUAAACCAUCUUCGCUAGGGUUUACUAGCGAUUGUAGUGCUUGAGCGUUUUUAUGUCAUUUCUAUC
Messenger RNA from Ricinus communis (castor bean), 1845 nucleotides. RefSeq names its product ammonium transporter 2 member 5. The transcript has 3 exons. Bases 77 to 1516 code for a protein of 479 amino acids. Gene Ontology annotation, molecular function: ammonium channel activity. Gene Ontology annotation, biological process: ammonium transmembrane transport. Lineage: Eukaryota; Viridiplantae; Streptophyta; Magnoliopsida; Malpighiales; Euphorbiaceae. Gene Ontology annotation, cellular component: plasma membrane. The record is from RefSeq and is a predicted model, not a curated record.